Dermacentor andersoni is the source of this 4261-nucleotide messenger RNA. NCBI's taxonomy places the organism in Eukaryota, Metazoa, Arthropoda, Arachnida, Ixodida, Ixodidae. The record is from RefSeq and is a predicted model, not a curated record.
AUGGGAUAAAAUUUUCAGUAAGUUCAUUGCUUUUAGGCAUUUCACCUUGAGAUACUUUAUGUGUGGAACAAAUGUUAGUUUAGAGCACGGUGUAAGAAUAAUUUAGGUGCUGACACUCGCCGCUCCCCGUAGAGAGAACGCGCGGGCAGAUUGUGUUCGCAGAUGACCUUGAAUCGGCGGUAGUUUUCGCCGCAAGGGUACAGAUGGCGCUGUAGUAUGGGAGCCCAGGGGCCCGCGCUGCCCGCUCGGGUGCGUUCAGAAAUUUUCACGCCACGCGCGGGGUGAAUACACGUGGUAUAGGUGCAGAAGUGUACUUGCUGAAACUCGUGUGUGUGUGUGUGUGUGUGUGUGAAGGCUUCUCCGGAUUCUCGAAAAGUGUUUGGUUGUGCCUGUCAGUCCUGUGAGUGCAUUGUUCGGCUGAUUGGUAUUCUGCUGGGAUUCACUCAACGUAUACCACGCCGCGUCAUGUGACGCCGAGUGCAAUUAGUUGCGCUCAGGCUUGCUGCGCUUCAAAAUGGGCAAGAAGUGCUUUGUACCGAAUUGCAAGUCGGGGUAUCGGACAUGCACGGAGCGUGUGUCGCUUUUCAAGGCUCCGCGUGAACCCGAACGUUUAGAAAAGUGGCGACGGGCGAUUCCGAGAGCAGACAGAGUUUUGCAGCCUACCGACCACGUGUGCGCGAAGCACUUCCCGAAUGAAGUGAUCUCUGCAACAUAUCACGCGGAAUACAAGGGGAACGUCCUUCUGCACGCACAAAAAAAGCCGGUGCUCUCACCCGACGCUGUGCCUAGCAUUUUCCCGAAUUGCCCAGGAUACUUGACUGUGCAGCAAAAAACGAGAAAACCUCCGCGGAAACGGCAGGCUCUGCCGCCGACUUCUCAGAAGCCUAAGAAGCAAGGACAGCCAGAAGCGUCGAAUGCUUCUGAAGAGCUACACCUGGCCGUUGAAAAUACACCAAGUUUAUUGCUGGUUGACACAACGAGUUCAAAAUAUUCUGAUGCCGAAUCAACAGACGCGCCUUGUAAGAGGCCACGCUUGGAUUUCAGCAGCGUCGCGCCCCCUCCACGUGAAGAAAAGGAUCCUUUUCAACACGAUACUGACACAUUGAGUGGCACAUGCACUGCCGACGCACCUAGUCACACAGCUGAAAAGCAACAAGUUUCUUCCUCAUCUCAAAAAACUACGGAGCAAGAGAGAAGUCAUGGACCAACGCAAGAGCAGCGACCCACCGAGUCCCUGUUCCUCCAGGACGGAGGACAGCAAAUGACAAUUUCCGCUCUGUCAGGCUGUGCUUCCAGCCUUAAACUCCCAAGUGAAGCCUGGGCAGUCCAAGUUUCUGACAGAUUUGGGGUUAAAUCUGUUGUUUUCAGUGAGCUAGAAUUGCCGAAAGAGAGUAACCAGGCGCCUUUUCAUAGAAAAGUACUAGAAGUAACCACAUCACAUAAUGACUCCUUGUCAGUGAAAUGUUUUGUUUAUGGCCGUUUUGUUAACGUACAGACCAUAAGUUCUGGUUUGCCCAUGAAUUCCCUAGCUGAUAUAGAGUGUGCAGUACGGGUCUUUCAUGAAAUGCAUGUGUGUGCAGGUGGUCCCAGUGGUGAAAUGUACAAUAAUAUACGCCCCGAGUGCGCAUAUAUUGACAAAUGUGGAACCUGGCGGCACAACCGUUGCCUACUAGUGACAGAGAGUACAAGUUGCAAUGCAUGUGCUAAGUUAAAAGAUGUACUUCGUAUUUAUGCUGCACGAAAGAAAAAGAAUUCUCAACUGAAACACAUUCGCAUUCCGGCCAGUCCAUCGAAAAAAACACGCAUUGAAAUGUUGCGGCGCGCCAGGAUUGCCUGCUACAAGUCAAAAGUGCGGCUUCAAAAACAAAAACAUAAUCUUGAACAAGAAUUGGCUAACUGCAAAUCAAAACUACUAGAAAUCAGUAAUGAAACACUCGAACGCCUUUCCAGAGAAGCAAACCUUCCUGAAGCGCAAAAGCUGGUGUUGAAAGAGUGUGUAGCUGCAGGCAAAGCUCGCUCAAAAAACGGUAGAAGAUACUCAGAUGACUGGAUCUUGCUCUGCCUUCUCCUCCAUAUUAGGUCACCUGGAGGAUACAGAUUCUUGAUGGAGAGUGAAAUUCUCGCCUUGCCUUCAGUACGAACAAUACACCGCUACAUCUCAUUGGUGGGCUUUAAAACAGGCUUUGAUAGUAAGUUCUUCAUAGCCUUAAAAAAGAAACUUGAAAAGAAAGAUGACUUCAAGCGGCACGGUAUUAUCAUCUUUGAUGAGAUGCAAGUCCGUAAAAGUAAGGCUGUCAACUCAAAGACAAUGACCUACGUCGGUCUGGCAUCAGAGACGGAAAACAGUACCGAGCUUGCAGACCAUGCUCUUGUUUUUAUGUUCUGCCCUUUUGGUGAAAGUUAUGCUCAGCCAAUAGGUGUUUUUGCAGCAAAAGGUGCCACGAGGGGUACUAUUCUUGCACAGUUGCUCCUUCAGGCAAUUUUACUUAUGGAGGAAGCUGGAGCAAAAAUUCAUGGGUUUGUUUGUGAUGGAGCUUCGACAAACAGGACUAUGUGGCGAACACUGGGUAUAAGUGGGUCACUAGAAGCCUGCCGGAACUCCUUCACACAUCCAAGCGACCCCACACGAAAAGUUUUUGCAUUUUCUGAUGCUCCACACCUCUUUAAAUGCAUCAGGAACCGUCUUUUGCAACAAAGGUACCUGAAAAAGGAGGGACGUUGGAUUAGGUGGGAGGACUAUGCAGCAGUUUAUAAAGAAGACCAAGCGAAUGUUGGAGCUUUGAAGGUGUGUCCAAAAAUAACACAUUCCCACAUUUAUCCAAGCAACUGUGAAAAGAUGCGGGUAAAGCUUGCCACGCAAGUGUUCAGUCGCUCGAUGGCAGCAGGUAUUGAAUUUUACAGAAACCGUGGUGUGCGCAGUCUGGGAGACACUGAAGCCAUGCAAGAAUUCACAUUGUUUCUUAAUAAUCUUUUCGAUGCCUUGAACCGGCGGUUUCCUCAUGAAGGUGUCACAAAGCAGGGCUCUGACCUAGGCAUUCUGUCACGUGGGGUAGAAUGGUUGGAUAACUGGGAAAAAGAGCUGCAGAGUGGAAAUAUCACGAAAGAUAUGUUCCUGACAAAAAGCACUUCUGAAGGGCUCCGAGUUACCUUGAGAUCAACUAAAGAGCUUUGUGAGGUUCUUUUGCAUCAGUACGAGUUCAGAUACGUUCUUACAAAUAAAAUGAAUCAAGAUCCGAUCGAAAGAUUCUUUGGCAAGAUAAGACUUGCUGGAAGCCAGAAUGACCAUCCUUCAAUGCCAACAUUUAUGCAACUGUACAAUACAAUGUCCAUUUACAGCCUUCUGAGGCCUCCCAAGUUUGGCAAUUGCUGCGUGGUCGAUGAGAAGCCAUUACUAGACGCAUCAGACUUCAGAGCCCUGAUCGAACUAGGCAGUGCAAGCAACUCUUCGCCUGGCUUCAUUGAUCAGCUAAAAGAAAAGCUUGAUAAACUGAUUCUUGUUGAGGACUGGGAAUCUACCGUGAGCAGGAGCAUCUGGGAGGUGACGCAAGCAACCUGCCUGGGACUAUUCCGCAAAUAUGUGCACCUACCGACAAGUGCAGAAGUGAAGUCCGUCGAGACAAGAUUUCAUAUCACUGGCUUUCCGGGCAUCACUGGCUGCAUCGACUGCACGCACCUGCAAAUCAUCAGUCCCGGAGGAGACAACGCAGAAGUGUGCUCCGAAGGUGCAGACACAGCGGCUCCUGAUGAAGACAUCAGGGAGCCAGAAGACUCUGAGCUCUACUAUGAUGGUGACAUUGAAUGCGUCAUCUGCAACAUUUCGUCGCGAAGUCAGCACCUGAUGGCAGCGCAGAAGCGACCUCACAAUGCCCUUACGUUGGAAAGGAAGAUGGAGAUAAUCAACGACUUCGAGAGUGGUCGCUUCACUAAAACAGCGCUUGCGACGAAGCACGCCGUCCCCAAGAGCAGCCUCACGAGGAUACUUCAGGACAAGGAUAAGCUGCGGCAGGCUUUCGAGACGUCACGCUUUGGCCCUCAAAGAAAACGACUGCGGGUGGCCGACCACAAAGAUCUGGAGAUUGAUGUGGCAACAUGUCUGGAAAACACCGUGGAGAGCAUUGUAGCCGAUGUUUGUCCCCCCGAUGAAAGCGAAGACGAGGAUGAAGAAGUCGAACACGAGACUGCCGACUCUGAUCCUGUGGUGACACCUGCGCAGGCGGAAUCGGCAGUCCAGAUGCUGAAGAGUUUCUUCCAACGAGAAUAA